Vicia villosa (hairy vetch) is the source of this 757-nucleotide messenger RNA. RefSeq names its product putative expansin-B2. Gene Ontology annotation, cellular component: extracellular region. Bases 58 to 549 code for a protein of 163 amino acids. Lineage: Eukaryota; Viridiplantae; Streptophyta; Magnoliopsida; Fabales; Fabaceae. Gene Ontology annotation, biological process: sexual reproduction. The transcript is spliced from 4 exons. The record is from RefSeq and is a predicted model, not a curated record.
CUUAUUCAUCAAAUCGUAGAGUACUUACAAACAUAGUCUUAGUGUUGUGAGGAUAUCAUGGCUUUUGCUUUAGGAAAUCAUAUUCUCAUCUUUGUAAGUUUACUCUCAAUAUUAGGGACCCCUUCCUCUUGUUUUAAACCAAGAAACCUUGUUAGUGUUGCUUCCAACUUCACAUCUGAUGCAGAUUGGCCAUCUACAAUGGCUACAUGGUAUGGAGCUCCAGAAGGCGAUGGAAGUGAAAAUGGUGCUUGUGGAUAUGGAAAAGCUGUUGGUGGGCCUCCAUACAACUCAAUGAUAUCAGCUGGAAACCCUUCCAUCUACGAUUCAGGAAAAGGCUGUGGUUCAUGUUAUGAGAUUAAGUGCACAGGAAAUUCUGCUUGCUCGGGCAAUCCUGUUAAAGUAUUUAUCACUGAUUUGUGUCCUGAGUGUAGUCAUUAUUUUGAUUUGAGUGGCCAUGCUUUCGGUUCGCUGGCAAGUUCAGGUCAAGCUAACAACCUACGUGUUGCUGGAAAAAUAUCCGUUCAAUAUCAAAAAGUUGCAUGCAAUUAAAAUGAGGAUUGGAAGCCUGAUCAUACUUACAAAGCAACCGAAAAUUUUAAUUAAGCGUAAAAUGUCUGUGUAUUUGGAUUACUAGCUAAAGUGAUAUGUAUCCACCUCAAUCAAGUUCCCAAAGUGGAUUUUGGAUUGUAUUAUGUAAUCAAUUAAUAAUGAAAUUAUGUUAGUUAAUAACUUAAUAAGUAAAUUAUAAAUUUAUUCC